UGGUUGCAUUUUUGGGUUAAGUAGAAGACCAAAGAAGGCUUCGGAAUGGUAGACAUAAUAAAUCUGAAGCGUGUAUUAAUAUGAGCUUGUGUAGUUUAUAGUCAUUGGAACUGGAUUUAUACUGUACUGAUGUCCGACAAGUCGCUCCAAUCUGGCAACCCCGGCAGAGAGCGAGGCGUUUAAAGCAGCGGGCAGCGACGCUACAGUCAGAGGCUCAUACACACACACACACACACACACACACACAGAGCGGGAGCGCGCCCGAGCUAUUCAAACAGGGUAUCAGUUAGCUGGUAAAAAAAAAUCCCCUGUCACAUCUACAGAAUAUAUCCACCUCAGUCAUCUAGUGCCUAAUGGCUAUGGCUAUGAAGGAUAAAGGGAAGCCGGUAGCUUGGGAUGUAACUGAAAACGCAUCCAGUUCGGCACACAGCAACCAAAACAACAAUAACAACAAUAACAACAACAACAAAGACAGCGAAGGAAGUGAAGGAACAACGACACCCACGUCUGCAGCCAUCGACCCGAGCGGCACAGAGAGCAGCGGCACGGGGACCGGAGCGGGGCUCACCGCCACAGGAGGCGCGAGCGGCAAGUGGGUCCGGCUCAAUGUCGGCGGUACCGUGUUCCUAACGACGCGCCAGACACUGCUCAAAGAGCAAACAUCCUUCCUGUACCGACUGUGCCAGCAGCAAGACCUGCAUUCUGACACGGAUGAAACAGGCGCCUACGUGAUCGACAGAGACCCCACAUACUUCGGCCCUAUACUCAACUACCUCCGACAUGGGAAACUGGUUUAUAACAAGGAACUGGCUGAAGAAGGUGUCUUGGAGGAGGCAGAGUUUUAUAACAUCACUCCACUGAUUAAACUAAUUAAAGAGAGGAUUCUUGAACGAGACUGUAAGGCCUCUCAGCAGGUACCUCCAAAGCACGUCUACAGGGUGUUGCAGUGUCAGGAGGAGGAGCUGACGCAGAUGGUGUCCACGAUGUCGGACGGCUGGAAGUUUGAGCAGGUCAGCGUACGUGCCUGCCGAAAGCCGCGGCCCGGACUGCUCUGGACUAUGGUGAAUAUUGGCUCAUCUUACAGCUAUGGUACAGAGGACCAGGCUGAGUUCCUCUGUGUUGUGUCCAAAGAGCUGCACACAUCUGGUGGGGGCCUGGGGACUGAGCAGAGCCACAAGAAUAAGGAAUCAGACACUCAGGUGGAGGAAGGAGAAAAGGAGGAGCAGGAAGAGGAAGACGAGAGAGAAAGAAAUGCCACCCCAAAUGAGUGGAUUUAGAGAUUAGGAGACUUGUGUCAUUGUUCCGAUCACAGGAAUGGCUUUUCCAGAUUCAUGGAUCCCGGAUGUAGAAUAUACACCUUUUUUGUAUUGCCAUAAUUAUUUUUUUCAAAUACUGAAUUAUCCCUCUCAGAGAUCAGUGGAAAAACCAGCAGCUGAAAGAUAAUCGAAGUAUGGAACUGUGUGUGAAGCAUGUGUAGAAGUAAGUGUGCUGUAGCUGGAGAAAGUAUUACUGUUUAAGCAAAAGAAGUUAAUAGAUCCUACUAACCUGUGACCAAAGGGCAACCAAUUGUAGUAUAACUCAUAUCAACCAACUUAAAAAAAAAAAAUCAAACCUGGGCCAUGAUUCAGCAUUUCACUAGAAUAUCUUACUCCUACCAUAACGUUAUAUCAGCGAUACAAAGAGUUGUAGUAAACAUCUUGACAAUAUUAUAAAAUAUAAAAUAAUUUGUAUUUUUGUGUGAAAAUGGCUGUGAAAAUGUGACUCGUAAAAAUAUGUGAAUGUGAAUCCUGCAGGCACGUAGCCUGAACGCCAUUUAACGAGCAGUAGACAUGCUGUUAUACGUAGACAUACAUAAUUCUGUGCCCCUAACACAUCUCAGUGCGACUGGGAUGCUGCACUGCUCCAGUUGGUUUGUCUAAAAUUACAAUCAUACUUGAUACUUACAACAGGGUCUGAUAUUAAUGUUAUAUUAUGACAUUAUGUGAUACCCUUCUCUCUUGCAUUCAUUAUGAUCCUAAAAUAGCUUUCUACAUUUGGGUCCUAUAAACCCAUUUUAUUCUGAAGUACAAUGCCUCAGUUAAACUAGAAAUACAAUUAUUUUAAAACAACAAGCCCUAAAGUUAGCACAAAAUCAAAAUAAGCACUUUCUGCCUCCCUCAGUGAUUUAUUGAAGAAGGUAGUUUUUUAUAUAUUGUGAUCUGCACCAUGUUCAUUACCCAUUCUGUAGUGCUGCAAAUAUUUUUUUAUAGACAAGAUUGAGAGAAACUUAAAUGUGUGAUGUGAGAAGUCUGUAGUUUCAACAUUAAAAGAUCAUUUUUAAGCACUUAUAAUGCUACAAUGGAACACUUUCAUACUCAUCCUCAAUGUUUAGCCAGGAGGCAUCUGUAAUCAUAAUCAUAUCAUAGGCCGGGGCAUUAGGUUUGUAUGACGUACUAAGUAUAGAAUGUUAAGUCUUUAUAUAGAGAGCAAUCCAAUUUUGUAUCACAACACAGUUUUUAAAAGAAUGCAUACAUGAUAAUGCUUCAAUAUGGCAUUUUCUUUCUUUGUUUAAUUCAAUGUAGUUUAUUUAUUUUUCUUUUAAAAUGUUUUAAGUAUGCUUUAUUAAUUUAUUCAUCCUAAAUGUAUAAUUUAAAACUAAAACAAAGAUGUGGUCCUACAUACUCUACAUGCAUUUGAGGUGACAAACGUGUUGCUCAAGCACACUUGUUCUUCCAUCUUCAUGAUGGACUUUUUUUUUUUUUUUUUU
Pangasianodon hypophthalmus (striped catfish) is the source of this 2746-nucleotide messenger RNA. RefSeq names its product potassium channel tetramerization domain containing 17 (gene kctd17). Gene Ontology annotation, molecular function: cullin family protein binding. Gene Ontology annotation, cellular component: Cul3-RING ubiquitin ligase complex; cytoplasm. The transcript has 7 exons. Bases 354 to 1277 code for a protein of 307 amino acids. The record is from RefSeq and is a predicted model, not a curated record. NCBI's taxonomy places the organism in Eukaryota, Metazoa, Chordata, Actinopteri, Siluriformes, Pangasiidae. Gene Ontology annotation, biological process: protein homooligomerization; proteasome-mediated ubiquitin-dependent protein catabolic process.